UUAGUACUGUAUAUAGUCCCUUUGCUCAACUUAUUAUACUUGUAGCGGCGUACACGGAGAUACGCAAAAUGGGAGGGUGUUAUUUUAAACUUGUUUUAUUCAUUUAUAUUGUUUCCAUCAACGUCUUAUCAGCGAUACUGGAAGAUGAUUUCGAUAAGACUAUUUGCCAAAGAAAAUUGUGUAUACCAAAGUGCUGCCCUAUGAAUAUGUAUGUGAAUAAAAAGAAAUGUGGCAACUAUACUGAAACGUUGUUGUUCACCGACUAUCCGGUUUUCGAUAAGAAUAUAUACAAAACUGAUAUCAACUUUACGGAUCAUUUUGCAUUGGUACCGAAUAAAUUUAAAAAUGCGACUUUCCAAAAAUUAUCAUUCAAUAUGAAUCGGCUGUACAACAUUUAUUUGUUGAAGAAUGGAAUGGUGUUCUUGGAGCUACCAAACGCUUUCGACAGAUGGACCCCGGUGCCUCCUUCCAACUACUGUUUGGACUACGUAUUGCCAAAUAAGAGAGUCAAAACACCAGAAAUUAACUUAUGGGCUAUUGUGGAAGGAGAAGAGAUGAUGAAAAGCAGCCAAUUCAUGACAAAAUUAAUGUUAAUCUCCUGCGUGUUCCUGAGCUUGGUUCUUCUUGUCUAUGGUUUACUGCCCGAACUUCGCAAUCUGUGCGGCCUGGUUCUGAUGGCGUAUGUUGCAAGUCUGCUGAUGGCCUUUAUAGGCCUGGCAGUCAUACAGAUGUAUGAAGAUUUAUCCAUACUGGGCUGUCUCUGUUUGACUCUCAUGGUGUAUUACUUUUUUAUGGCGAGUUUUUGCUGGAUGAAUAUUAUGUCUUAUGAUAUUUGGUGGACGUUCAGAGGGUAUGCCAAGGCCAGACCGAUCCAUCGUCGUGGGGAGUGGUUUAAGUUUUGCAUGUACAGUUUCUAUGGUUGGGGUGUACCUCUUGGACUCAUCAUUUUUGCUGGAGUUGUAAACGAGACGAACCUCAAACAUAUCCCUUGGUUCAUCACCCCCCAGAUACCUGAUAAAGGGUGCUUCCUUGAAGGAGGUCAGAAACUGGUGUAUAUGUAUAUCCCGAUGCUGAUCAUGAGCGCUUUCAACUGGAUAUUCUAUUUGAUGACGGCAUACAAUGUUUGGAGGCUCAGCCGUGGGACAGCUGUCUUGGAUUCAGCUGCUGCUGGCACUCCAGCAGCUCACCGCAGUCAGUGGCACAGGUUUAUGGUAUACCUGAAACUCUCCAUCCUGAUGGGCCUGAGCUGGGUACUGGAGGUGAUUAGCUCAUUCAAGCCCGAGCUGAAAAUGUGGCUAGUUCCCGAUAUUUACAACCUAUUAAUUGGAGUGGUCAUAUUCCUGAUUUUAAUUUGCAAAAGGAAGAUAUUCCAGAAGUUGAGUAAAAAGUUCAGAGGCUGUGGGCACAGCCGAAGGUCUCCGUACUCUAAGAGCCGAUCAAGUUCUACUACUUUAUCCUAUAUCAGCCAGGAGUCCUCCAGUCCACAAGUGUGCAUCAACCCUAAAGGAUUUGUCUAAUUUGCACCUUACCUGUAUUUACUUAACGUAUAUAACAUACCUAUAUUGAAUUGGUAUAACGCACCUUUGAAAUGGUGCAAUAAAAUCCGAAGAAGUUUGUUAAUACUUGGAUAUAGUGGGCGCAUUGAUAGCAAUAUCAGCCUCAACGCACCCUACCCCUAAAACUAUUAUAGUUAAGUUCAGGUUUCGUACUAUAAUUAAUUCCAUUAUCGAUAGUUAAUGGAAGUAAGUAACUGACUAUUGAUUUAUUUGUUUUAAUACUUGAUUAUGUAUCAAGAUAGCACGACAAUAGUACGACAUUAGAUUAGACUGAAGACAAUAUUGAGAAACUCCAAAACAGACCUGUUGGUCGACCCGACAAGUCAGGCGACAUAUCGUACAGUUUGUAAUGCUUUUAAUGUUUCUUUUAUGUAUGCGUUUAUUAUUAAAUUAAUUAAUUAAAUUGCGACUUUACUCACUCUAUUCACUAUACUCUAUAAUUAGUACGAAUACCAACUAGAUUUAUAGCAGGACUAUUAAUUAUAUAACUGAUGUGUCCACUUUAUUAAUAUAAUUUACAUAAAGUAGGACUAUAUGUAAUUUAAUUAAAACACAGAAUAUAUCGCCUCGACUUUAAUCCUGGAUGGGGUAGUCAAAAGAAUUGUCAGCUGUCAACGUUACGGUGAAAGCACCACUUGUCAUGCACACAUUUGCUUAAUAAUACUUGUAAUAUCUCCUUUAGCUUACUGAAUGACUUGACUCUCUGUCAUCUAAGGUUCCAGUUAUGGUUUCGUUAAAUGACAAAACAAUUAAAACAUGUUAGGAAUUCUUCGGCAUCUUUUUCUACUAAACCAAUACUGAAGCUGAGUGACUGUGGCUCUAGCUUCAUUUGAAGAGACUUUAGUAGUACAGUACAAGUCUCUCCCAAAAAAAUCCACCGAGAAAUAAAAUGAAGAGUUAUUUAAUGUUGUUUAGAAGUUUCAAAGAAAUAUGCAUAGAAAUGAAUAUGAGCAGUAUGAAAAAUUCAGAAAGGCUUAUAUAUUAUUGUUUGUGCUUCAUAUCUCUAGUCGUGGUCUAUGACCUACGCCUAUGACCGUGGGGAUCGAAAGGAGUGGUGACACAUAUGCAUCUCUAUACGUACCUAUUUUAAUUUACACCAGCAGGUCCCGCUAUUACACCCGCAUGACAUUUAUAGCCAAUAUGUUAUUCUGAUGUAUAAGAUAUAUUAAUGUAGUCUAAUCAAAAUCCGUUCAGUAGUUUUCGCGUAAAAGAGUAUCUAACAAUCAUCUAUCUAUCUAUCUAUCCAUUCAUAAUUCACGGAUUUACUGCAUUUUAAUAUUACAUUCUAUUUUAUUAAGUACUUAAUUAUUUAUUACAUAUUAAGAUCAAUCAUAUUAUAAUUUAAAUAAUUUUUUUUUAAGAUGAAAAAUGUUUUAAAAUAAGUUCUUUAUAUCAAUUUAUGACAACGACGUCGUGACUACUGUGUAUUAAUUAUACAUACCGCCUUCAUUAAUAUUAUUUGUUAAAAUUAACAUAUAAGAAUUGACUAAAUUUCAACCUAAAUUUGUUGGCCACCCUGUAUGAGCACCCAGGUGAAGCCUGGGUGCUCAUAUUGUAACUUUAUCAACUUGAUUACGAAUAAAUAAGUCACAUUGAAAUACUGUACCGUUCAGAAAGUGAAUCAAAUCGGUGCAGUCAAUGAUAGUUUACUUUCCUUAAAACCAAAUACCUCUAUUUUUAUAAUAUUAGAACUUUUCUCAUAACUAAAUUCGUUACAUUUCCUUUCAUAAUAUUAUAAGAGAUAAAACAUAACUUUUAUUUUAGAUUAAGAGACUGGAAUAUAGAAUAAUUAAUUGUACGUAAAAAUAUAAUAAAUCGCUUUAAUACAAAAUUUCAAAUGCAGUGUAAUAUUAAUACUGAAUAAACAUAGAAAAAGAAACCUAAUCCAUUAAAUAUUAGGUUACUUUUUCUAUUUUUAUUUGGAAUUAAUUUUUAUUUUAUUUUAUAUUGUUAAUUGAACAAUUCAUCUGCAAUGGUAAUAUAAAGAAAUGUAUUAAUAUUCAUAAAUAAUUUUAGUUAUACGCAGUACUUAGGUACUUAAUUAAAUAUAUU
This is a messenger RNA of Achroia grisella, 3608 nucleotides long. RefSeq names its product G-protein coupled receptor Mth2-like. The transcript is spliced from 8 exons. Lineage: Eukaryota; Metazoa; Arthropoda; Insecta; Lepidoptera; Pyralidae. Gene Ontology annotation, biological process: cell surface receptor signaling pathway; G protein-coupled receptor signaling pathway. The record is from RefSeq and is a predicted model, not a curated record. Gene Ontology annotation, cellular component: membrane. Gene Ontology annotation, molecular function: G protein-coupled receptor activity. The coding region runs from base 69 to 1517 and encodes 482 amino acids.